Carcharodon carcharias (great white shark) is the source of this 2949-nucleotide messenger RNA. RefSeq names its product procathepsin L-like. Lineage: Eukaryota; Metazoa; Chordata; Chondrichthyes; Lamniformes; Lamnidae. Gene Ontology annotation, molecular function: cysteine-type endopeptidase activity. Gene Ontology annotation, cellular component: lysosome. The transcript has 8 exons. Bases 151 to 1176 code for a protein of 341 amino acids. The record is from RefSeq and is a predicted model, not a curated record. Gene Ontology annotation, biological process: immune response.
GAACCAAACGUUUCACACGGAAAACCAACGGCAGUCACAUGAAACGAUGUAGGGUUUGGGGAGGAGUCUCAGAGCAAAGAUUUGAUAAAAACUCAGAACCAUUCAAGUGGGAAGCAGUCUCUCCAGCUGGUUGGAGUUGAGAGGAAGGAAAUGGUUGAAAGGUUAUCCAAAAUGAAGGCCUCCUUCUGUUCCAUUUGCUUGGUGGCAUCCUUUCUGGCUGUUGCCUCCGCACACACACUUGACCCUGCAUUAGACGAAGCUUGGUUGAACUGGAAGUCAUUUCACAGUAAAGAGUAUACUGAGGAUGAAGAGAACUACAGAAGGACGGUGUGGGAGAAAAAUUUAAAAUUAAUCGAGCUUCAUAAUCUGGAGCACUCAAUGGGGAAGCACUCAUUCCAGCUGGGAAUGAACCAAUUUGGAGACCUUACAGCUGAGGAGUUCCAUCAAUUUAUGAAUCGACCUCAUCUAUUUGAAAUGAAAAACUCAACCAGGAAAGAACAUGCUUCAACUAGGCCCAAACCAUUCAGACUUCCUCAGAGCGUUGACUGGAGGGUCAAAGGCUAUGUUACUCCAGUGAAAAAUCAGAAACACUGUGGUUCGUGCUGGGCUUUCAGUGCAGUUGGUGCCCUUGAGGGACAGACGUACAAGAAGACAGGAAAGCUCAUCUCAUUGAGUGAACAGAACCUGGUUGACUGCUCCAAUUCAGAGGGCAACCAUGGAUGCAAUGGUGGGCUAAUGGAAAAUGCCUUCAACUACGUUCAGUCUAAUGGUGGGAUUGACACAGAGGAUUAUUAUCCAUACACUGCACAAGAAGGCACCUGUAAGUAUAAUCCCAGUUACAGUGCAACCACUUGCCAUGGUUCCAGAUUUAUAUCCAGGGGUAAUGAAGCAGCACUAGCUGAAGCAGUGGCCACCGUUGGACCAAUAUCAGUCGCCAUUGAUGCAAAACAUUUGUCAUUCCAGUUUUACAGAUCAGGUGUUUACUAUGAGGCAAACUGCAAUGACAUCAACCAUGGAGUACUAAUAGUGGGAUAUGGGAGUGAAAAUGGAGAGAACUAUUGGAUCGUUAAAAACAGCUUUGGAAUACGGUGGGGUGACAAAGGCUACAUCAAGAUGUCCAAGGAUAGGAACAACAACUGUCAAAUUGCUACCUAUGCAGUCUACCCUCUUGUUUAGUCUGAAAAGAGUAUUGCCUUUAUAAAGAAAAACUUACUGCACUUUUUGCAAUAUUGACUAGUUUUACUUACUGUUUUAUGAUUGUUCAGUUAUUAUGGGUCCUGAAUUAUGAGGAACUAAUGGCUUCCCUGAAAAUAUCUUCAGUUUAUGCAAUGUCAUUAUGGCUGAGUUGACCAUUUAAUUAUGUACUCAGUCACUCAUGUUGAGUCUCACUCAUGUUGAGUCUAUCAUUGAUUUUGACAUUAAACUUGGCUAAUCCCAAGAGUGAAAUUACCAUUGAAUGCACAUUUCUCUGAAGAAUGCUCCCUUGUGAUUGGGCAACAUUAAAUCUAAGGAGUUGGGAUACUAAGCUUAUGUACUGCUAUUUUCAAUAUUCCUGACCAUUAUUUUUGCCAGUAUUCAGCCUUCACAUCAUUUACUACUUGGAAGCUAGCAUUCCUCACAACUUUGAUAGAGACUCAGGAAUGUGUGCGCAAAAUAAAACUGAUUUCUUUUGUCAAAUGCAUUAUAUCUGAAGAACUUGGCUAGCUGUGAGCAACUGCAUUUAAAUUAAUAGUGACCAGUGUAUGUGUGGGAUUCCCUGAAAUUCCUACUAAUGUAAUUUUUUUAAACCUCCAGUCAGGUUUCUGAGCUUCACUCUGUUCAAUGGAAAACGUUGCAGGAGUCUGGUAGUAAUUUAGCAGAGCUCCCAAAAAAGUGCUUAAUAACCAAGCUAUAUAGCUGCUCUGUUGGCUUAGUCACUUAAUGGAUAGCCUAGUGUUGCAAUGAAGCAGACCAGACAGUUGAUCCCUGGUCGGUUUUGAGUUAGUUAACCUGUAUUGACCAACUGUGAGGCGAGGAGCUUCCAUCAGCCUCAACACUUCCUGGGCAGGGAGCAGGAAAUCUCUCAUAACUCAUGUUUCUGAACUCUUGUCAGUGGAUUCUCUAGGAAUGUACAAAUGGGUGAAUACCAGUUAGGACAGCACCUGGUUCACUGGUGAUGCCCCACACUUACCAUUUAGGCCUACACUUAAAGAAUGGCCCUUUGGAUGACGGACCAGAGGGAACCCUGAGGUCAGAGUGUUUGUUGGGGUUGACAGCAGUAACUGAUCUCUAGGUGUAGUUUCAUUCAGAAUCUACUUGAUCUCACCUUUGCUGCAUAACAAGACACAAUUGCACGUCAUGAGCCAGUUUUGGUUGAGGCCACUGAAGCAAUCCAAAAGCAAGUACUCACUUCUUGGGUUCAGCAAAGAAUCAAAGGACCUUAGUGUGGAGUAGGAGGCACAUUCAAAAUGAUUAAUUGGGAAAUGAAAGAGAUAGAAAAGCAAGCUGAAUGGACUGUGUGCUCUCUACUUAUUUCUACAUUUUUACAAGAAUAUAAGAAAGGGUGGGACAUGAGAGGGUUAAUCAUUGAAAAGCUCAAGAAAGACAAAAUUUAUGUGCUGCCUGCAGCAGAAGCAAUGGGUGCGGAUUAACUGCACAUCACAAUCUCUGGCUGUUUCAGGGGCUAUUCCAUUUCCCCCAUUAUUUUGGUUAUUAUAGAUUCCUAAUAAUCAAUGUUAUAAAAAUAACAUGGUGAAAUCCAUUGUAAUUGGAGAAAACAAAGGGAAGAACUGUAAUAAUUUACGAUUUAGGAGUACUGCUGAGCUCCUUGAACUUCCAGUGGCUUUCUUGUUUUCACAAAAUGAUGAUCUCGAUCAAUGUUUUAUUCAACAUUCCUCUUUAGAAAUGAUGUAUGUUUUAAAAUUUUUUUUUGUGGAUCAAUUUUUCAGAAAAUAAAAAAUAUUCAGAAAA